AGAGAACUCUCCAGCUGCGCUUAGUAACACAGUUACACGCACACACACACACACACACACACACACCCUGCUGCUUAUGUGGAAUAAAUGGCGACUUUUCUGAUCUUCUGUGUUUUAAUAACCGGCUUUUGUUCUAAUGUAAUCUGGGUUGAAGCUGAUGAAGGAGAGCAGCGAACGCUCCGGCGACAGAAAAGAGAAUGGAUCAUUCCUCCAAGGAAGCUGGAUGAGAACGUGGAUUAUACCAGAGUUGAAUUUAUUGCCAAAAUCCGUUCGGAUGAAGAGAUCAGGACGGAUAUUGAUUAUUUUCUACUAGGACCUGCAGCGGACGAAAGAUUAUUCACCGUAGGCCGAAAGAACGGCUUUGUCAAGAUCAAUGGCAUCUUGGACAGAGAGAAAGCCUCUAGUUAUGAACUCAAAGGGAGAGCUCAAUGGGCAAAUGGAUCACUCGCUGAAAGAGAUCUCGACUUGAAAAUCAUAGUUCUGGACCAGAACGACUGCCCCCCUGUGUUUAACGUUCAGGUGGUUGGUUCUGUCAAUGAGCUCAGUGAGAAAGGCACCCACAUAAUUGUCAUCACAGCCAUUGAUGCGGACGAGCCGGACACACCUCAUUCACAAAUCGCCUACGAAGUUAUACAGCAACAGCCGCCUGGAAUGAUGAUGUUCCAAAUCGAGAAGUCAACUGGCGAAAUCAGAGUCCAAAUGAACACUCUGGAUCGAGAGAUACAAGACACAUACAGACUGAUCGUCAGAGGGACAGACAUGAACGGACAAAAUUCUGAUCCGAAAAACAGACCACUGACUGGAACAGGGACUGUGACUAUAAGCAUUCUCGAUGUUAAUGACAAUGUCCCUGUAUUAGAGAAGAGCUAUUACGAGGGUAGCGUGGAGGAGAACACCCUUUAUGUGGAAGCGGUCCGGAUUAAGGCUAUAGACAUGGAUCUGAUCCACACGGAAAACUGGGAGGCCGUGUACACCAUCGUCUCAGGAAAUGAAGCCGGUUACUUCAACAUCACCACUGACUCCAAAACUAAUGAGGGCAUCCUAUUAGUCACUAAGGAGCUGGACUAUGAGCUGCUGAAAGAGGUCAAUCUGGCAGUGGUUGUCAGCAACAAGGCAGCUUAUCACAAAUCAGUGGUGAUUGACAAACCCAAGACCUACCCCAUUAAGAUCAAUGUGGUGAACAUUCCCGAAGCCCCUCACUUUCACCCCGCUGUCAAAGUUGUCUCCAUCUCUGAAGAUCGCACCACAAUUGAUCUGAGGAAGGUCAUCACCACCUACACAGCCACAGACAGUGAUACACUGUUAACCGCCACUAACGUCAGGUAUAUAAAAGGAGAAGAUGUUGACAACUGGGUGAACAUUAAUGAACAUACUGCUGAGAUCAGGCUCAACAAAUAUCCAGACCAUGAGUCGAAGUUCCUAGUCAAUGGAACAUACUACGCCAAAAUCAUAUGCAUUACUAAUGAUUUUUCACCCAAAACUGCGACUGGAACUCUUGCAAUUCAGGUGCAGGAUUUCAACGACCACUGUCCCGUUCUGAUGAGCUCAGUCGAAAAGCUUUGUUACGGCAACAGCGUAGUGUAUGUCACAGCUAAAGAUGGGGAUAAAUACCCCAAUGCAGAACCGUUUGAAUUCAAAGUGGUUUCCCAGAGCACAAAAGAGAACUGGAGUGUCGAGCGUCUGAACGAAACGACGGUUAUUUUGCGUAGCCAGGAGAUCCUGUGGCCAGGAUAUUACACAGUAGGACUGGAUGUGCAAGACCAGCAAGGAAAGUCCUGUGAGGUUCAAAAACUUCAGGUAGAUGUGUGUACAUGCAUUGAAGCACAAGUGUGCCAAGCUGAAAGACAGACCAGCAACAGUUCUGUACUGGGAGCUGGAGGAGUUCUGGCAUUGCUGUUAGGAAUCCUGCUUCUCUUGUUGAUUCCGUUGAUUUUGCUGUUGUGCGAGUGUGGAGGAGCUGCAGGUUUUGGACACUUCCAGGCUUUCCCGUUUGAACAAAAACAGCAACUCAUCACCUAUCACACUGAAGGCCAGGGAGAGGAUAAGAAUCUAGUACUGCUGUCCAAGCCACGUGUGGAUGUAGAUGGUGGUGGCGGCGGUGGGCAAUUGACAUCUGGAUUGGGAGCACAUGAAGACUGGAGAAAAUAUGGAUGGGAAUCUUAUGAAGAAUACAUGAACAGCCAGUGGUGUAGUAAAUAUGAUGAGUAUAUGAAAAAACAAAAAAAUGGUUUUGGAGGACAUGCAGGAAUUUUUACAGCACGCAGCUUUGAAGGCAUGGCUCUGUCCGAGACUUAUUUAGGCAACUACUACGAAAGGAAAACACAGGAGAUGGUGAUGCAGGAAGCUAGUCAAGACCUCCUGCUCAUAUCUAGCUAUGAGACCUGCAACUCAGUCACAGGUUCUUUAGAGGACUUGAGCAUCUGUAUGCAGGAGGAAAACAAUCUGGAUUUCCUCAAUGACCUGGGGCCUCAGUUCAGAAGGCUUGCAGAGAUUUCCUGUGGCUCAGCCAUUGAACUGGACUUCAGCUCCACUUCUACACCUUCCAAAAUAAUCUCAUCCAGUUCACAAGUUGGCAUCAAAGUGGAUGGUGCUGCUGCUGCUUCUGGUAUCCACAGUGAGGCGACCUCUGUUUCCGAAUCCAACUCGUCCUCGACCACCCAAAUUACAACUUCAAGGUAUGGAGAGAAAAUUAGCAGUGGCAACGUCACAUCAGCAGCCACUGCAGGCCAAACUCUGCUCGUCCAGCAGCCUACUGUCUACCUUUCAUCAGCCCCUAUGUACCUAGUCGAGAAUCGGCAACAGCCCACACUGUUUCUGGCUUCCGGUGCAGUGCUGGGUGUUCAGGAAAGCAACGUGGUCCUUGUGGAGAAAGGGCAUACUAACAUGUCAAUCGCUGCCCAGAACUCCCUUCCCAGGCUAGGGCUGCAGCAAUCAAACACCAGAGUAUUGGUAGACCAGGGUUUUGGAGGCAGAGUGGUAAAUGGGAUCUCAGGUCACCCUGAGGCUCAGGGCGCUGUUUCUACUACUGUUCAGUAUGUAGAGAGCAGACAACUAGAAAGCACAGAACCUGUGCACGUUAUGCAGAGCUCCCCAAUCUCCAUCACUAGCAAAAGUCAAAGUAUGCAAGCUCAAGGGGAAAUUGGAGGGGUCAUGGCUCCAGGAAAAACUUCGAGUGCCCUUUCGUUGUCACAGCAAGAUGUGCCUCGGUUCGCAAAGUCAAGCAGUGGCACUCAGGUGCUAGAGGAAAGAGUUUCGGUUGUCAAGAAAAGUUUCCAAUCAAGCUCCACCUCCUAAUGCAGCCGCAAACACACUCGCACAUUCUCCAUGCCGAUUUUUACAGCCAUUUGUGGUGUGAAGCAUAUGCACCAAAAGUUCCCAGUUGAAUAGCAACCAACAAAUAGAAAAGAGAAGACUUUUUGAAGAUCCAUUAUUGUAAUUCAUAGUAAUUGUUUUGCGUAGUCGAUUAAUCAAGACCCUGUUAUCUAAACGCCAUGUUUGAAUAGGGGUAGUGUCUCAGGUAGAUGUAGCUUUUAUUGAUACCGAUAGCUAGAUUGGACUGCAAUUGCAAAUAAUCGAUUAAUCAAAUGAUAGCUUUUUAAAAUGGAUGCUGGCUAAAAAAAAAAAAAAAAAACAGGCAUAACACUCCAUGUAAAAUAGUACUGAACAUUAUUGCAAAACAAAGGGCUGAAUCAUAAAAAUGAAAUGAAUAUUAAUAUAUUAUUUCAUAAAUAUAAUUGUAUAAUUCAUAAACGAUAAAUAAAUAUAACGUAGCACUCUCCGUGCAGCGUGCAGUCUGAGAUCAGUUGGUGCGAGGCAUCAAUGAUUCUUCACAGCCGCUACAGCAUAGAACUCAAGCCGGAAAAACUAUCGGUAUUGAUUUUUGUUGAUACCUGAUAGUUCCAGCAAACAACCACCGGUUGACCAGAUGAAUCGGUUGACCUCUAAUCUCGGACAUCCGUAGUUCCUACAUACCAGAUGUUUUCAUUACUCAUGGCCAUGUUUUGUUUUAUAUACAUGUUAUUGUUAUUGAAUUGUUUGCUUCAUUACUGGAAGACUAAAAGUUUCAUCACAUAGUGACAUAAGUAUGUACUACAUUUGUAUAUUCUAUAAUGAAAUUUUUUAUGAAAAUAAAAACGAAUUGAAUUGAAUUAGUAAAUCGAACGUAAAUUUACACCUAUUGCUGCCAUUGCCACUUUAGUCAACCUGCAGGAUCUGUUUUUGUGACUGUUUUUUUUUCAAUGCAGCAGGAAAUAUUUGUAAAAUAACCAGUAUAAUGAAGUUCACAAAAAAAAAGUACAUAAUUUGGGCUCUUUUAUUCUUUUAUACUUGUAAAGAUUUUGUGUUAUCAUAAAAUGUGUAUGUCCCAGACUAUUAUUUUAAAAAAAGAAUCAUUAUUGAGUAAUUAAUUGGGAAAUUGUUAGUAGUGGCAGUGUGUUUUAGGAAUCAGAUAGAAUGUCCUUUACUAAUAAUUAGGCACGGUUGAUUUGCUUUGAUGUAUUACUGUGUAUUUCAUACAACAGAGAUGAGUUUCGAAACAAUAUAUGUAUGCUUGUUUUGGGUUUUUUCCUAUUUCCUGGGCAGUAAUGGAAAUAGAGUGCACAAUAUUUCCCUUAUAUUACUGUUUUUCAUUUUGAAUGCUUUCCACUGCAUUACAAAUAAUGGCACACAAAUUACACAUUUCUUAUUUUGCUUGUUCAUGCACUCCCUGACACUGCACUGCCAUCUGCUGGAACAAAGAAGCACUUGAAUCAAAAUGAUUUUUUCUUUACGGGUGCCUGACACACUCCAAAUUGCACAAAGAUUGCAUGCUGUUGGUAGGAGCACUGGACAAAUUGUGCUGUAACAUUGAAUCAAAUCUCUAUUAACCUGUUGGAACAAACUGGAAGGAAUCUUCUGUUCCUUUUUUUGGAUGUUGAACCAGUUUUCAGCACAAAACAGGGACUUCUCAUCAACCUGUUUUUUUUUUUUUUUAUGUGAUUUUAUAUGAUGGGAAUUUUAUUUGACCUGCCAGUGGUUCUUAAAACUGAGUUAUACAUGCCAACAACCAUGUCAGCCACGUUCAUCUCUUGUUUGUCAGCGACCGACUGCAUCCUAAUCCUGAGGAAAGUGUGUGAUGCUGACGGAUUUGUGCAUACUUCUUCAACAUAUAAUAGUCUGUCUUUUAUGAAUGUACAAUUAAAUAAUAAAAAAAGAUCUGCACCUGCAUAUCACAGUAGUACCGGCUCUGAGAUGAAGAUACCACCGCUAGAAAAAGUUUAUUCCACAUUUCUGGGUUGUUUUAUCUAGAAACUGCAAAUGUCUUUUUUUUUUUUUUUUUUUUUUUUUAAGCAUAUUUUUAUAUAUUUGUUCUGUCUAACUGCUGAUUUUAAGUACUUUAGAGUGGAAGUAUGGUAGCUCUGUUUUUUCAUCCCAUCAAUCUGAUAAAAUUACAUCCAACUAACAUCAAUCCUGCCAACGUCUGUAUUAGUUUGACCAAUCAUGCCCAUUCCUGAAGAAGUUCUGACCAAUCAUGUUCACUCCUGAAGUUCUUUAGAAAUCCUUAUCCGUUAGUAACUUAGAUCAGUUCUGCCUGAAGGAGGUCCAAACAGUCCUGGCAAAUCUUUUAGGAACUUUGACCAAUCCUGCCACUUUUCUGAAGGCUUUCGCAACAAUCUUUUAAAUCAUUUGACAAAUCCUGCUAAUUCCAAUAGAACGUUUGACCAAUCCAGCCUAUUCCUGUAGAAAGUUUAACCAAUAUUGCCAGUUUCUGAAGAAAGUUUGACCAGUCCUUUAGAAGUUUGACCAAUACUGCUAAUUUCUGAAGAAAGUUUGACCAAUCCUGCCCUUUUUUUUAAAGCUUUCUCAACAAUCUUGCCCAGUUACUAUGUAUUUUGACCAAUCCUGCUAAUUCCUUUAGAACCUUUGUCCAAUCCAGUCUAUUCCUGUAGGAAGUUUUGACCAAUCCAGCCUAUUCCUGUAGAAAAUAUGGCCAACCCUUUAGAAAGUUUGAUUGACCUGCUAAUUCCUGUAGAAAGUUUGACCAAUCCUGACUAAUCUUGAAUUAGUUUUGUUUAAUCCUCCCGUUCCAGAACUUCUGAUCAAUCUUGCCAAUUCCUGCGGGAUUUCCAACAAUCCUGUCCGGUGCUAUAUAAAGCUUGAACAAUCCCGACAGUUUCCUGAAGGAAUUCUGAACAAUCUUUUCAUGCCCCACAAUUCAAAAGUAAAAACAUCUGGAUAUUUUUGUUCCUGAUACACACUUCUGCUCUGUAGUGUUGUUGCUGUUCUGUGUGGUGAAGGUGUGCACUGUUUAUAUGUAGAGCAUUAUUGUGUCCAUAUUCACUUUACAUGCAGCCAAAUGGGGAUUUAUGUCAUUGUCACCAGUUUCAUGUGCAAAUUUGAACUGUUUGCCUGUUUUUAUUUUCAGAAGACCAUGAAUUUGCCUUGAUUGUGAUGUUAAGAAUAAUUUCUUUUCUAAUAUAAAUACUAAAAACAGGGGUUUUUGCCGAUUACCUUUUUUUUUUAAAUAAAUAAACAUUCUAAUUUGUAUGAA
Molecule: messenger RNA, 6529 nt
Organism: Silurus meridionalis
Lineage: Eukaryota; Metazoa; Chordata; Actinopteri; Siluriformes; Siluridae
Gene: dsg2l
Product: desmoglein 2 like
Exons: 14
Coding region: 88-3294 (1068 amino acids)
Biological process (GO): homophilic cell-cell adhesion
Cellular component (GO): plasma membrane; desmosome
Molecular function (GO): calcium ion binding
Source: RefSeq, a predicted model, not a curated record